AGUUUUGGAAAUUGGUAGGUCAGUUCCAUUGUAUCUUCUUUGCUCUUAUUUUAUAGGUUUUCAUGGAAUGGCUCAAUAGGAGGAGCAAAAACCGCAACCGGUAUGAUGGGUUAGUGGGAGAUAGCUAGAGGCCCCUCUCCAACAAGUGGAAUAAGGGUAGAAAGCAACAUAAACUACUUUUUGUAAUAAAACACUAAAUUUACAGAGGCAAAGGUGUUUUUUCGUCAUGCCUCUUUAACCAAUAAGAUGCAAGCAAAAAGAAAAAGCGGAAGUAACAUGAUUCGGAAGAGAAGAGGAAAAUAUUUCUGCAGUGUGAGUUUCUUGUCCAGACAUGGCAGAAAGAAACAAGAAUGUGGAAGACAAGAAGAAACAUGAAACAGAGUCUGUUAACUGGAUAUACUGUAAACGCAGUAAGUGAGUGAAGACAGAAUGAACCGUUCAGGCUUCUGCAAGCCACUGUGAUUUACAUAGUCUGCAGAUCACGUUUUUGUCUCAGCAUGGCAUGUGCCUGGGACUUUCAGUUUCGAGUACUUUUGUUGGGAGACUCAGGAGUGGGUAAGACUUCUCUACUCCAUCGUUACACAGAUGGACAGUUCACAGACACAACAACAGAGACAGUAGGAGUUGAUUUCUGCUGCCAGGAAGAAGAGCCAGAGCCUGGUGUCAAAGUCAGACUGCAGUUCUGGGACACUGCAGGGCAAGAGCGAUAUAGAGCUGUGACACGUUCCUACUACAGAAAUGCUGCUGGGGUUCUCCUUCUCUUUGAUCUCACCACACGGCAAUCUUUUGAUAAUGUCACUGAAUGGCACAAGGAGGUAUCUGAGCGAACCCAAGCCAAACCAAUGGUCUUCAUGCUGCUUGGAGCAAAGAAUGACCUGAAGCAGAAACGGAUAGUAACCCAGGAGGAGGCACAGAGACUAGCAGAAAAUCUGGGGGCUCCUUAUUUAGAAACCUCUGCCCAAACAGGCAGUAAUGUGUCUGCGGCACUUUCACUUUUGUGCAGAGAACUGCUCAGAGCUGCUCGCUCACAGACCCAGGCAUCAGCAGAGGAGUGUAGCAGGGCCUACUGUACAAAUGAAGAAAUGCAGAAAAAGCAAGAAACAAAGUGCACAUGUUGAAAACAAGGUUGAUUAUGCCUAUAUAGCAACUUUGCAUUUCUAUUACACUUUUAUUCUCACUACAGGAGCACUAUCAGCACUAUCAUACUCUUUGCUGCUUUAACCUGGACUGAUAUUAUGGAUGGACAAACAGAGUCAGUAGCCACAGCAAUUAUGUCAGCCAUGUUUAAUUAAACAAACAAUCCUAUGUAUAUACAAAAGGUAGUCAGGGGAUCGUUUAACCCUUUCCCAGCCAGAGGGUUGUAGAAUUUCUGUCCCCUAAAUUAGGCUCUUCUCUGAAGAGGUUGCCUCCGCACUCAUCUGUGGCAGUUUGAAGGUGUCAAGAUCAGAAUGCAAAGGGACUGCAGAAGUCCAAA
Molecule: messenger RNA, 1474 nt
Organism: Xenopus laevis (African clawed frog)
Lineage: Eukaryota; Metazoa; Chordata; Amphibia; Anura; Pipidae
Gene: rab39a.S
Product: ras-related protein Rab-39B
Exons: 2
Coding region: 498-1118 (206 amino acids)
Source: RefSeq, a predicted model, not a curated record